CUGCCGAUGUUGCUUGUUACUGGGUUCUUGGGCUCAGGAAAGACGACCCUCCUCCGGCAUCUUCUCACGAACAAAUCGAACCUCAGGAUAGCCGUGCUGGUCAACGAGAUCGGAUCCAUCGACAUCGACGGAGAGCUGCUCAGGUCAUGCGACAACAACGCCGGCCUCGGCAUCUGCACGCAGGAGCUGACCAAUGGCUGCGUUUGCUGCAACGUGCGGGACGACCUCAGGAGGGAGGUGUUGAAGGUGCUCGAGCGGAGGGAGACAGUGGACUACCUGGUCAUCGAAACUUCCGGCGCUGCUGAUCCUCGUCCUGUUGCUGCGAGCUUGAACAAGCUGUGCAGGCUCGACUUGGUGGUCACAGUUGUUGACGCAACCGCCAUCUCCUCCCAGCUCGAGACGAAGCUGGCACGGCAGCAAAUCUCGGCGGCAGAUUUCAUCCUGCUGAACAAGGUCGACCUCCUCGGCUCUGAGCAGGCUGUGUCCGAAGUGGAACGGGAGAUAUCGAAGUUAUCGUCCGCCAAGAUCGUCAAGACGGAGUAUGGGAGAGUCCCCAUUGAGCUGCUGAUGGACCUCCAUGUCGAGACGAUGGGCAGGGGAGGACAUGCGCACUUUCACAACAAGAAGCUGCAUGCUGGUUUCGAGGAUCACACGGCUCACCACGAGGGCCAGCACCAUGGCGGGCACGAUGAACAAGAGAGGAGCUCUAUCCGGACUCUUGCCUUGUCCCUGACGGGUCCGGUGUCCCUGCGCAAGUUCCAGCGGUUUCUGUACGGAGAUCUGCUGCCGGAGGAGCUGGGAAGCAACCUGGUCAUGAGGGCCAAAGGGUUGAUCUGCUUCGCUGAAUGCCGACGGCACAAGUUGGAGCUUCACGUCAGUGGGCUGCAGCGAGUCGACGUCACGCACGAGGGGGCGUGGGAGAGCACUCCCAAGACGAAGAUGGUCAUCAUAGGGAGCGGGUUCGACCAUGCCAGGAUGCAGGCGGCCUUCGAGGCCUGUGAAGCCAGG
This is a messenger RNA of Guillardia theta CCMP2712, 1008 nucleotides long. RefSeq lists its product as hypothetical. The record is from RefSeq and is a predicted model, not a curated record. Gene Ontology annotation, cellular component: cytoplasm. The annotation marks the transcript as partial. The transcript is spliced from 5 exons. Lineage: Eukaryota; Cryptophyceae; Pyrenomonadales; Geminigeraceae.